This is a messenger RNA of Daphnia magna, 2186 nucleotides long. RefSeq lists its product as uncharacterized. Lineage: Eukaryota; Metazoa; Arthropoda; Branchiopoda; Diplostraca; Daphniidae. The record is from RefSeq and is a predicted model, not a curated record.
UUCAUAUUUGGUCAUUAUGAAGUGAUCUUUUAACACGGCAACAGUCUCUUUGCGAACCAAAACAAAAGCUGCUCGUUUGGUUCUUUCUAUGCUUUAGCUUAAGAAAGAAUUGCAAAAUUAACUGCUGCGAUUUCUGUUAUUUGUGACUACUGCCAACAAAAUGGGGGGACGAUGUCUACGUUUCAACACAUUGAUUUUGUUUUGUGUUUUCUUUGCGUUUAACGUGACGUCAUUGACGAAAACAAAUUCGUUGAUUGCUGAUGGGGGCGUGCAAACGAGUGUUAGCAGUUCUCUUCCCACGGAAUCGGGCAGAACCAAACGAACCAUUCAAACUGUAAUAAAAUUUGUUCGAAAUGGGGUACCUCUAAUUCAUUUAAUAGUUAGCAACAUAAAAAAAUCAUUGGAAGAAAGGGUACCGGUUGAGGAACUGAUCUCUCAUUUUGAGACGAUACAAAACGAGUUGGAAGCUCAGAGUAGAGAGCUCCAGUUCAUUAACAAAGAAAUUCAAAAACUAGGCUUGUCUGUGGGAUAUUCUCAGCACGAAGAGAAAAUCAAAGGCAGUCUGUUGGCGUUGCAGGAAUACCUAGAACUUCCUGACGAGCAUCAUCGUAAUCUUUUCAUCGAGCAAGGGAAAUAUCUCAGUCAAAGUAUCAGUUUCCUAAUCGAAGGACUACUAGGUCAAAACGCCUUUAGUCCAGACAUUAUGAAGGUCAUAAGAGACGCUGUCGAAUGUCACGGACGAGAAUUGCGAAGGAACGUUGAAUACAUAUCCAGUAUAAUUAUGACUGGACUUUGGGUACGUGGCGAGUACCAACGUAUAAUUGAUGUCCGAGAACGCGUUAGUUCAGCUUUCAAGAAUUCCAUCUUGGCAUCGGCUACUAAAUUGUCGAAGAGGCUCGAUGACAUGUUGAUCGAGUGCAAGACAAGUGAAAGGCUUGUCAACGAUGACAUGCGCAAGAUUAUGGAAAGAAACCGUGACCUUGACAAAAAAUCUUUGGCUGAUUCUCUGCUUGAAUUCUUGGAAAGUAAGUACGACAUCAACAAAUGGAUCGUUGUUUUGAUGGAAUGGAAGCUGUAUUCGAAACCAUUUUACUAUACCCAACUCGAGGAGUAUUGGAAAACGUUUCCGAGUGCGGUUUCAGAUUUUGUCGACUCUUCAGAAGGAUUCCAUAAGGCAACGUUUCAAAACGAUCUCGCACUAGCCCUUCCGAUUGAUGGGGAGGCCAAUUUUUCUGAAACCAUCAAUCUAAUGAAUGACCAUUUCAAAGAAUUUCAAAUCCCUUUAACCUACCGUCAAGCUCAAUGGAAGAAUGGCUACGGUGACCCUUCAAGUGGAUACACGCAUUGUAACGCCAUCGACCACAGGUGGAAUUUCGGAGAGCAAGGCCGCCUUUCAUCAGGGUCCGGCGGUAUCUCCGAACAUCUUCGCGUGUUUUGGAUGCCUACUCUUACUGACAGUCGAUUAGACGUUGAAAUGCUAUCAGUCGAUCAAACAGGGUUUGAGAAAGUAAUUAUCGUUGCCUCGAAAGGCGCGGAAUAUUUGCGACUUCCUACGACAUCAAAUUGCCCCAAUUUGCUCGUGUCACUGAUACCAACGAAACCAAUCGUACCCAAAUCAUGUUCUUAUAACCCCGUGAAUGUCGACGGGAGUGGCCCUUUGCGCAACAAAUAUCGCAACGCUUACUUAUCGGUGAAACGUGACUCGAGCGCUAAAGGUGCGUACAUAAUUUUGGACCGAGAAUUGAAAAACAGCAGUGCUCAGGUAUGGCAAUUCGCCAAUGAUAAAUUAAUGAAUGAAUUCGGCAAAUGUUUGACGGCGUGGAAUCGUGGAUCGUGGUACCUUCAUCAGUACGACUGCCAUCAUAACUGGCCUGGGCAAAGGUGGACUCGCCAUGGUCUCCAACUUGUUAAUGGGUAUGGGUUUUGUUUAGACAGUGAAAGACCUAAUAUGUAUCCCAUCCAAAAUUAUUGCAAAUCACAUUCGUCAUUCAUGUGGUACAGCAAUAAUAACCCCGACUGCUAAACACCCGAAAGUUCUGCAAAAAUUUUUCGUAUAAUCGUGAUGUCGAUGAUGACCUAUUCCCGUUUAGGCUUAAUCCUAAUCAACUGAUAUUUGACCUGCAAAAGUAGAAUUUGUUCAGUGCUAACCAAUGGUAAUACACGAACACUAUAGGCUGGUUUGGAAA